UUUAUUUAUUUAUUUAUUUAUUUUUUCCGUUGGCCCACCACCCAUCGCCCUCGGGUGAGGACACCGGGAUCCCGCGGCUCGCGCACGAGCACCACGAACUUUCUUCUCCGCCGUCCCACUACACCUCCCGUCGCGCCGCCGAGCGACGGCGCGCAUCCGCCUCCUCCGCUCCGCCUCUCCCGCCGCCGCCCUGCCUCCCGCGCCGUCACGCCUCUCAUCGCCGCCCCGCCUCCCUCCGUCGUUUCUGGCUGCGGGGCUUCUUCUCCGUCGCCGGCUACGCGCGUGGAUCCAGGGUCAGCGGCGUCCGUCCCGCGUGAGAAGGGAGACGGAGACGGGAGUUUGUCAUGGCAUCAAAGCGUAUCCUCAAGGAGCUGAAGGACCUGCAGAAAGAUCCCCCCACAUCAUGCAGUGCCGGUCCUGCUGGUGAGGACAUGUUUCAUUGGCAAGCAACAAUUAUGGGACCACCUGACAGUCCCUAUGCUGGCGGUGUUUUCUUAGUGAACAUUCAUUUCCCGCCGGAUUACCCCUUCAAACCUCCAAAGGUUUCUUUCAAGACAAAGGUCUUCCAUCCUAAUAUCAACAGCAAUGGAAGUAUAUGCCUUGACAUUCUCAAAGAGCAGUGGAGCCCUGCUUUGACAAUUUCUAAGGUCCUGCUCUCCAUCUGUUCCCUGUUGACUGACCCCAACCCGGACGACCCUCUUGUCCCUGAGAUUGCCCACAUGUACAAGACGGACCGGCCGAAAUAUGAGUCAACAGCUCGCAGCUGGACGCAGAAAUAUGCGAUGGGCUGACGAUUACCUUCUGCUCAUCCCCUGGCGAUUCUCGUGCGGUCUCAAGAAACGUUCAUGGGCGUCAUUGUUUCCUUGGGUUUGUUGCUGGUCGUGUGUAUCCCUGAUCCAUCUAGGAUCCUAUUGUAGUCGGUGUCGGCCUACCAUCAUUGCCAUCCAUAGUGAGGUGGCUGGACAUGCUUUUGCCUAUGCACCUAUGCUUGCUGGGAUACCUUCCUUCGGGUCGGUGCUAUUUGGUAAAUGUUCAUCGAAGACGUUGAUUUCGUUGUCUCUGGCUUUUGCAUGCCCAUGUGAAUCAUUUUGAAUGUAAUCUGUUCCUUACUAUGUUCUCA
Molecule: messenger RNA, 1120 nt
Organism: Sorghum bicolor (sorghum)
Lineage: Eukaryota; Viridiplantae; Streptophyta; Magnoliopsida; Poales; Poaceae
Product: ubiquitin-conjugating enzyme E2 11
Exons: 5
Coding region: 345-791 (148 amino acids)
Biological process (GO): protein polyubiquitination
Cellular component (GO): nucleus
Molecular function (GO): ubiquitin conjugating enzyme activity
Source: RefSeq, a predicted model, not a curated record